Molecule: messenger RNA, 477 nt
Organism: Funneliformis mosseae
Lineage: Eukaryota; Fungi; Glomeromycota; Glomeromycetes; Glomerales; Glomeraceae
Source: the annotation of a GenBank genome assembly
AUGAGGAGUGGAGCAGAACGUAGAAGAGGACUCUUGAACGCAGACGGCAGCAGGACAGGAAGUCUUUGUGAAGUACUAGUCUUGAUUGCAGUCACAAGUAUGUGGGCUUCAAGAGGAUUUUAUUCGGAAGUGUUUGUUGGUAAACUAUUCAUGGUUACCUCUUGGAGUUACUAUCAUCGCAAUACUCUAGCUGCAGUUGCACCGGAAGCAGCUCGAGAUACUUACCUAGUCGAACGGGAUAAUGCCCUUGCGGCUUUAGAUACUGCCAUUAAUGAUUUAAAUGGCGAGAGAACAAGCCAUAAAGCAACAAAAGAUGAACGAGAUAUUGUCAUUGAUGAACGAAACAAACUCCAAAUGGAAUUACAAGAUUUAAAGAUAACCGUGGCCGAUUUAACCAAACAACUUAAAACUAAGCAACUAAGAAUAAUUUCCUUAGAAAAUGAUAAGGGUGAUUUAAUGCAGAUUAACCUCUGCUAA